CUUUGCCCACAAUCUGAUCGUCGAGGAAACGUCUGGCCCACAUCUGUGGUGGGUUUUUUUUAAGGAAGAGGCACAAGUUUAGCACGAAAUGGACUGUGAAAUCGUAUGGCUGGUCUGAGAUAAUCCAGCAUCAUCAUAUCUGUUCAUUUGGUUUGCAGAGUGCUGAAGAGGAAGGUGUCUGUCCUCUGAUAUAGCGAUGGACCAGUGAGCUUUGAACUUGGCUGGCAACUCAUAGUAAUCCUCAAGCCUUAGACUGGACUCUACUACUUCACUUUCAUCUUCUCAUCAGCAACCAUGUACAGCAGUGGCUACUCCCAGGUGUCCAAACACAAUCCGCAGGCCCAAAAGAGGAUGCAGUACCGCUCAAAGGGCAAGAGCUGUGGCUACUACAUGCGCAUUGUCUUCUUCUUCUCUUCACUUAUUCAGUCUCUUAUCAUAGUUAGCCUCGUGCUCUUCCUGGUCUACGGUAAGAAUCAGGACUCGGCAUCCACAGCGCGCAUCCAGGACUUGGAGGAGAGCUUCAGCCGACUCUCCAUAGAGAAUGUCGGCCUCAGGCAGCAGAGGAAGAACCUGACCACCUUACUCAAUGCCACCCUGACUGAAAAGGCCCGUAACGACUAUGACUUGGUCAAAAUCCGCCACCUCAUCAACGUCUCAGUCACCAUGAUCCAAGACUUAGAGAAGAGACACCAACAGUGCAAUGGAGAGAUGAUGAUGUUCAGGGUCUCAGGUCAAGGCUGCAAACUACCAAUGCCAGUUCCCGAUACCUGCAACUGUGGUAUGCUGUUUGAACGGAUGAAAGCCAAGCUUGAUCUUGUUGAGUCCAACUUCACCCAAACAAUCAAGACGAUGAGGGUAGAAGUGGAGCAAACUGCCAGAGAGAGAGACUACAUUAACCUGGAGGCCAUCCGUCUGAGGAGGGACAAAUCCACACAAGAAAAGGAGCUGCAGUUCUAUAAACAAAGAUGUAAAGAGGACUUUUCCCAGUCCUUGAGCGGUGUCUCCAAUGUCUCCAAGGCUUUCCUACUGAAGAUUGAAUCCCUCUUCCCUGCACACAUUGCCUUCCAGCUCACCUGUCCGAAACAGAGGGAACACCUGGAGCAGAUCCGAGCCAAUUGCACCAACCUGUCCAGAGAAGUGGAGGACAGGCUCCAGCGUUACCUGAACACUGUGGGAGAGCAGGUAUCAGAAAUCCAAGCUGAGAACAGUCGCUUCAAGGCAGAGAACUGGCGACUGUCUGAGGACUACCGCUGGUGCACGCAGAACCGCUCAGGCCUGAUUCAGGAGCACAAACAGAACUUUGAAAAGCUUCAGCGGAAACAUGAUCAGGACAAGGAGAAACUCCUGAUGGAGAAGAUGAGGCUAAUUGGAGAGAAAGAAGUCCUGGAACAAAGUGUCAGAUACAAAAGUAAAGAGGUUGAUCACCUCACAGUGCAAGUCAAGCAUCUCAACAUGUCCUGUGUGCGUAAGCCACAGUUUGGUGGGUCGACCACUCAGCUAGGCACAUCGAGUCAGUCUGGGUGGAACUGGUCUAAUGGUGGAGGAUCCAGUUCUGCCGCAUCCAGCUCUACUGGUAGGGUAGGUGGGUUGGGUUCUAGCUUUGGCUCAUCUGGAACACAAUUCAAUAAGCUAGGAUCAACCGGGACUGGCUCUUCAAGCUCAUCUUUCGGGUCAAUUCCAAGCCUCGGCUCCAGUGGUACAGGAUUCAAUAAGCUAGGAUCAACCGGGACGGGCUCUUCAAGCUCAUCUUUCGGGUCAAGUUCAAGCCUCGGCUCCAGCAGUACAGGAUUCAAUAAGCUAGGAUCAACCGGGACGGGCUCUUCAAGCUCAUCUUUCGGGUCAAGUUCAAGCCUCGGCUCCAGCAGUACAGGAUUCAAUAAGCUAGGAUCAACUGGGACGGGCUCUUCAAGCUCAUCCUUCUCGUCACUUGGGUCAAAUCCAAGUCUUAGCUCAAGUGGGAUAGGUUCAAAUAAGCCAGCCCUGGGUGCGAGAGGCUCAUCAACCAUUGGGUCAUCCUCUGGCUCUUUUGGGUCAAGUUCGAGCCUUGGCUCAAGUGGGAUAGGCGCAAACAAGCCUACAUCAAAUGCAAAAAGUUCCCAAGGGUUUGGGUCUUGGUUUGGGAUUGGGAAUGGUAACUCAGGACAAAGUAAGCCAGGAAGUGGAACAGGGAAAGUACUAUCAAGUGGGAGUAGUUAUGGUGGAACUGGAUCAUCACUUGGAAGGACAAAUGGAGUGGGAGGUGGCUCAGUCAACGUCGCUCAGCACCUUCAAGAAUUGCAACGCAUCAUCAACCCCUCUGGCCCACAGGACAAACAAGAUCUCUCCAGGAUGUUGGGUUAGUCCAUCUGAGCCAAAGGAAAAAUCUAAAGAGAUUUGUCCAUUUCAUCUAAUACACACAGCCAAAUGCAAGCUGUCAUAUUGAGUUUAUAUAUUGUAUAACAAUAAAUGUACUAUACAAAAUUUAUAUACAUUAUGUGUACUAUACAUUGUUUAAGAUUGUUUAUACUUCAAUAUGCAUUUAUGAAAUAAUUUGAAUAACUUUUGCACUUUUGAAUGUAAAAUGUGAAGUCAGUGUUAAUGAUUUGUAUCUACAGUAAGCCACUUAUCAUGGAUAAGCACAUGUAGUACUUUUACAAUGUAAAUACAUAAAAUAAAAUGUUUGUUUAAACGUAAA
Molecule: messenger RNA, 2674 nt
Organism: Seriola aureovittata
Lineage: Eukaryota; Metazoa; Chordata; Actinopteri; Carangiformes; Carangidae
Gene: plvapa
Product: plasmalemma vesicle associated protein a
Exons: 6
Coding region: 295-2340 (681 amino acids)
Biological process (GO): positive regulation of cellular extravasation; regulation of vascular permeability
Cellular component (GO): caveola
Source: RefSeq, a predicted model, not a curated record